Molecule: messenger RNA, 408 nt
Organism: Musca vetustissima
Lineage: Eukaryota; Metazoa; Arthropoda; Insecta; Diptera; Muscidae
Product: sex-determining region Y protein-like
Exons: 2
Coding region: 22-408 (128 amino acids)
Source: RefSeq, a predicted model, not a curated record
AUAUAUAAAUGAUGAAUUUAUAUGUUUAGUAUAAGGAUGGCUAAAUACUCCACCAAAAUUAAUUGUAGAAAUAAUUCGUUUACAGAGUUCAACAUGGUAGCUUGCAGGAUAACGGAUGCCCGUAAUAUAGCAGCAAAUAAUCAUCAUCAUCAUCCACAGCAGCAACAACAACAACAGCUAUCACAACAUCCGCAACAACAACAUCAUCAUUUACAACAACAACAAAUGCAUAAUCGUAAUACGGGCUCGAUUUCCGCUAGUCAAGUGCCUUUAAAAAACAAUACUGAUCAUUAUCGUGAUUAUGAAACCGUUUUCAUAGUUCCAGGUCCAUCAUGUCAUAAUCAAAAUCGUAAGAUGCAAUUAAUUUAUGAAAAAUUAUAUCAACAAAUUAUGAUGUGUUGUAGUUAA